This is a messenger RNA of Jatropha curcas, 1097 nucleotides long. RefSeq names its product zinc-finger homeodomain protein 2. Lineage: Eukaryota; Viridiplantae; Streptophyta; Magnoliopsida; Malpighiales; Euphorbiaceae. Gene Ontology annotation, cellular component: nucleus. Gene Ontology annotation, molecular function: DNA-binding transcription factor activity; transcription cis-regulatory region binding. Gene Ontology annotation, biological process: regulation of DNA-templated transcription; regulation of developmental process. The record is from RefSeq and is a predicted model, not a curated record.
UCUUAAAUUCGUUUCACGCUUCUUCAACACUUCUUCAACACUAAAUAUUAUUACAAGCUGACAAACUUCAACAUUCCCAUCUCCUCUCUCUCCUUCCUAUCCUUCCCCUCUAAAAUUAGCAAAACCCUAUUUUCCUUAAACACCCAAAUUACUCUGUCUCUACAAAUGGACCUCAGUCUCGUACCAUUCCAACAGCACACUACCAAAUCUCGAGAAACCCAUAACCAUGACCUUACCAAAAAUUACAAUAACAACAGUAACAAUAAAACUAAUUAUAAGUACAAAGAAUGCAUGAGAAACCAUGCUGCUUCCAUCGGCGGCCACGCCAACGACGGCUGUGGUGAGUUUAUGCCACGUGGGGCUGCCGACGAUGGCAGUCUCACCUGCGCUGCAUGUGGGUGCCACCGUAAUUUUCACAGAAGGGAAACGGAGGGUACUCAACUACAUUCUCACCAUUAUGAACAUUUCUUUCUUUCUCCUCCUCCGCCACCAGUACCACAACAAAUUCUCUUGUACAAUGCUGGCGGCGGCGGAUCUCCUAGUACUGUUAACAAGAAACACCUGGCUUCUCAUCAUGAGUUUUUUGAUGAUGAGGAUGAUCAUGAUCGGCGGUCGCAGACGCCGGAGAGAGGAGAAGUGAAUGUCGGUGGUUUAGGUGGAAGAGCGACGGCGGUGAGGAAUAAGAGGUUUAGGACGAAGUUUACGCAGGAGCAGAAAGAUAGGAUGCUCGAGUUUGCCGAGAAGAUAGGAUGGAGAAUAAAUAAACAAGAUGACGUGGCACUCAAGCAGUUUUGUAGUGAGAUCGGUGUGAAAAGGAACGUGCUUAAGGUUUGGAUGCACAAUAACAAAAAUGCACAUCGCCGUACUAGAGAAGAAGGUCCACUGCCGUCUACGGCUGAUCCUCCACCUACAGUGCCGUCUCAACCAGUCGGUGUGUAAUGCACUUGGGUUGAUUAGUUAAUUACGAUUACUCUCCCACUUUUUCUCCGUUUAAUUUUUUAGCUUGCUUUGUAUUUAAUUAGUUAGUUAAUUAGGUUACUUAAUGGUACUACAUGUAUUAACUAAUUAAUUAAUCAAAUAUAAUAUUAAUGAUAUUA